Trypanosoma cruzi is the source of this 435-nucleotide messenger RNA. RefSeq lists its product as uncharacterized. The transcript has a single exon. NCBI's taxonomy places the organism in Eukaryota, Euglenozoa, Kinetoplastea, Trypanosomatida, Trypanosomatidae. The record is from RefSeq and is a predicted model, not a curated record. The coding region runs from base 1 to 435 and encodes 144 amino acids.
AUGGGCUACACACGUGAGCGCACCCACCGUCACUUCUUCGUCGCGCGGGCAAAUGCCUUUUUUUCACGGCUCCCCAUCGCCCGUAUUCAGCGAUCGCUGGCGUUGGAGGCAAUCAAGCAAGGGCGCAUGAAACCGUGGAAACACACAAAGGAGCAGAUCCUUGGCGCUCCAAUAACAUGCAACUUUGACUACAACCCGCGCCCAGUACGACUUAUUGGCACUGUUAUGGACGCCCAUACGGAAGAGACAAGUAUCAAGGGUGGUCUGAAGGUCUACGCGCGUAACGAGGAGACGAACAUGAUGUUGUGGAUCCCUGUGGGAAACCCAAAGCUGAAAUAUGAAGUGACAGCCACCAAAGGAAGCUUUCAACACUACCUGGACGAACGGGAUAAGUGGGAUGAGGCAUGGCUUACGGGUCGCGCAAGGAUGAAGUAG